CAGAAAAACAAGGAUGGCGACUCGCACAAAUGACGAGUUACCAACCGAGGGAAAUUCCAACCCCAACAUAUCAUUGAAUUACGAUGCAAACAGAACACAAGAUCCACAACAAAGAUACCAAGGUUUUUAUGAUAUUGGGCAUACUGGACAGCCUACAACGCAGAAUCGUAUCUAUAUUGAACAGCAAUGGCCAGGACAACAUGGACCACCCCCUUCGGUAUACGGUGUCAGCGGUAGGCACGGGUAUGGCCUAGUGCCGCAGAUGUACCCUCGACCGGUUCCACUGAUGCAGCAACAGAUAAAUACCCUACAGGCCGUAACUUCCAUUGAACCUAAAAUGAACGUCAGGUUUGACGAUUUGCAAGGGAAAAUCACAGUCAUUGAUAAACGGCUGCAGGAAUACGCCUUUUUACAAAAACAAGAUGGCUUGAGGUUAAAUCAUAUUGAGAAGAUGCUUGCUCGCAUUGACCAGGCAGUAAGUGGGCAUAGUGAAGCCAUCACGGAAAUGCCAUCGAUGCUAGCCCAAGGAAUCGAAUUGAAUGAAAGAAUGUCGGAUGUUCAUCCACAGGAUUUUUUCAACCACCAAACCAUGGGCAUACAUUCAACUGUUGAUGAGAGAUCUAACACCGUUCUAGUGGAUAACCAGGAAAGACUCGGAAUGGUUCCUCAACGAAUGAGUGCAGAUAUUGAGAGAGGAGGCCAUCCAGAGCCCAAAAUGGACUUGUUCAGAACUUGCCAGCGAGGACCAAUUGCAAUGACUGAAAAACAUAAAAGAAUCCUACAAAAGAACCACAAAGCACUAGAGGAUGAUCUGGAAUUUAAUCUGAUUUGUCCACAUUUGUUUGAAGAUGGAAUUUUGAAAGAAGAUGAUAUUGAACAGUUAAGUAACAUAGCUGUCUCAUCAAUUAGAAACAGAACGUUACUCGUGAACAUACUGCCCAAGAGAGGAGAUGCUGCGUUUUGGAGCUUUCGAAAGGCGCUGAAAGAUACGAAACCGUGGCUUGACAAUCUGUUAGAAGAGAAAACGAAUUACGUGACCGCAGAACUAAAAGUGGAUAUAGUGUCAAUUACUGGGCAUAAUGUCAACAGAGAGCGUCUGCAGCGAGCACAUCAGAUAAUAGAGGAACAGGCACCGAUGCUUCAAGAGGCCCUAAGUUUGAUACACCUCACGAUGGAAAGCAUCAAGUCCGGCUGCCUCUUAUGUACGCUGCGAUUCGACGCCAUAAAUGUUCUUGAUAAUUUCUGGGGUUGGACGAAUUCAAAAUCCAAAGAGCCUUCGCCACUUUUGAAGGUAGUAAGAAAUGCGUUGCGGACUAGGGAACUGGAUAGAAUAAUGGAACAGAAUGGUUUUGAAUUCUUGCUCAAGGGAGAAAUGAGUGCCGAACAGUAUUUUGAGAAAAGAGCACAGCUGUUGCAAGAUAGCCAAUGCCUUCCAGUCAGGUCCGCAGAUGAUUGCCUGCAUCCGUAUGUUGGACGCUCUGUCUUUGAAAAUGAAACGGAAGAGCGUCUUUCUGUUAUUUUGUAUAAAUUACAUAAGCAAGCGUAUGGGGAAGACACAGUCCCAACUUUCACCAUGUUUCUGAACCGCUUAAGCGAUAGUGUUAGGGCUCGGCAGAAGGUGCUUCGACUGCGAGGCCUUUCAUCAAAUUUGCUUGUUUCCUACACCAAUAUGAAACGGGAUUGGGAGAACUUAACUGCUGAUCGUGUCGAGAAAGAUCUUGAACUACAAGAGCUUCGAGAAAAGCAGUUGGCCAGUGCAGGGAAUCUGAGUGAAAUUGAAUAUCACCGACAGCAACUUGCAAAUUCUGAAAAAAGCUGUGAAACAUUAAAACAGCAAUUAGAGGAAACAUCUGCAGAAGUUACUGCCAAAAAUGAAGUCAUUGGCCACUUACAAAGUCGUCUGAAAGAUAUGCAAAUUCAAAUUGAUGCCCACGAACAACAAACAAGAAGCACACGUCUUGGUCCAGUUGAUCGGGUAGGAAAUCUUCCUGCCGAGGAAGAGUCGUCGCUACGCGAGACGCAGAUGCUGCGUGAACAGGUGCAGAAGCUUCAAGCAGAUAUUAAAGAAAAAGAUGAACGGUUAACCCAGUUAGAAGGGAGAGUUGACGGGAUACGACCUAUAUCUGGCGAAGGAGUGCUGUAUACAAAUCAACUCAACACGCCGCUUAAACAUGGAGAGAAUUUCAACAUGCCACAAAAUAAUUUAAACACAAAGGAGAUGCAACUUUUAGAAGAAUAUAUGCUUGGUCCCAAAGCCGGAGAACAAGGAGUCCGAGACAAUUUCGGUGCAAUUUUUAAUAAAGAGAAUUUUACACAAUUCCAAGGGAAAGAAGCUGAAUCUGGGGACACGUAUAAAGAAGGCAAUAAAGAUAUAGACAUCGAGCAAAGAAAUCAGAACUCGCCAGCUGCACCAAUAUCUAAACAGGAAGGCGCCACUGAUACUACCCUCAACGUAGUGGCAGCUGCAUCAGAAACGGAGCAAGCUGCAGUAGGUGGGGAGAGUACCGAGACUAAUACGGAGGGCAGUGAGCCAGGUGAAAAGAAGAUAAGACGCAGCAAAGGCUUGGACACGGUAAUAUGUAUUGACACAUCUGGCUCGAUGAAGACAGCCUUUCCCAAAGUUAAGGACACGGUGUUGCAGAUAUUAGCUCGCAUGGAGCACGAUGCCACAUAUUAUGGGUUUGAGGAAAACGUGUCCAUUGUUCAGUGUGGAGGAGACGGCACCGGUGUGGUGGUACCGCUGACUUGCGAUUACGACAUGGCGCGGAGGGGAUUUGAAUUCAUCACUACUGGAGGAAUGUCGCCGCUGGUGCAAGGCUUUAGGGAAUGCCGAAGAGAACUCCAAAAACACUCCGGUCAGCUGGUGGUGUCUGGGUUCAAAGUUGCCCCACGCAUUAUUAUGUUCACUGAUGGUCUACUCAGUGACGACAGGGAUUUUGGCACAGAAGAUGUCCGCCACGCUAAACCUAGGGCCAUUUAUAAACUGAUGGAAACGAUUCAGUUGUACUCCACUGACGUCGACUAUUCACGAAACAGAGCAAAAAUUACAUUCAUCGGUUGUGGAGAUAGAGAAAGGAGCGUCCUAGAUCCAGUGACAAAAACAUGUAACGGGAAAUAUUACGACAUUGAAGACAACUCGGCUAUGAAGAAGAUAGUAGGUUACUACAGGCGACUGGUUCAGGUGUGCAGGUUUGCUGCCCCGUUUUCAGAUAAGGGUGCUAUGUACAGUAUGAUUGCCGAAAAAGAACAAUUCAAGAAUUGGUUUAAAGCCACUAAAGGCAACGAGCUUUCAGAAGAGGACAUGACAGAUUUUGAAUUGGACGAGAUGUACGAGAUCUUCAUUGGUCUACAAGAACAGCAGGCACAAUCAGAAAGAGAACCAGAUAUUGAUGCACAAGGGGAUCCAGAGGUUCGCAGGCAACUCCCACUUGGCACGCGAGUACAGCGAGGACCAGAUUGGAUGUGGAAUGACCAAGACGAUAACGGUCCUGGCACAAUCGUAGGAUAUGGCAGGCACCACACGGUAAUUGUGCAGUGGGACAAAAACAAUACCAAAGCUCGGUAUCGUUUCGGUGGGUCUACGGGUAUGUAUGACGUCAUGGUCACGGAGCAACCCCGAGUAUUAUCCCCUGAUGAAAUGAUAGCAGUCGGUGUUCACGUUAUGAGAGGUCUAGACUGGCCUGAAAAUGACAACAGCGACGGUGGGCCCGGUGGUCAUGGCAUCGUUUACAAAGUAUGCGAAAAUGGAAAAAUUAAGGUGCGUUGGUCCAAUGGGAAUACAACUGACUGUCGUUUUGGCUACGAUGGCUUGUAUGAUGUUAUUGUAUGCACUGAAGAAGAAAUGCAACAUAACACACCACCUGACUCUCUUGCCAUUAAAAAAUGAACCAUCACAACAUGGUGUGCAAGCGUUGAACCAUUGUCCGAAGUUCAAAAUAUUAGCAACUGCGGGUCUCGCCUUCAUUUAGCGAUUUUGCAGGGACAGGCAUAUCUUUUUUCCGUUGAAUGUGACAACAAGUGUGACAGUCUGAGAUGCUUACAAAAAGAAUUUCUCACGUUGAUUUUGGGAUUUGUAAUGUUAUAUGCAGAGGACGAAUGUUUUGUGCCAAAACAGAGCAAUCCUUGUGCUUAUUUAAAAUUGUAUUAAUCAAAGGUACACUAUACCUGUUUGAAAAGUUCACUUAAUGAUAUUUUCUGUCUUCAUAUUCUGAAAAAAUACUAAUAUUUUCCAAUACAUAUUUUAAAAUCAUAAACACCCUCAAAUGAAAAUACCCGACUUCUAUAGUUUCUGAACACGAAGACCUGGCGUUACAAAAUGUCUAGCCAGUCGUUUAGGACUAAAUAAUAAGAUUUUAAAAAAUGGAAUAAAACAUGUAAUGCAAGUGCAGGGGUGGGUCUAGCAAUCCUUCACAAGCAG
Messenger RNA from Lingula anatina, 4417 nucleotides. RefSeq lists its product as uncharacterized. Gene Ontology annotation, biological process: protein ubiquitination; regulation of apoptotic process. The record is from RefSeq and is a predicted model, not a curated record. NCBI's taxonomy places the organism in Eukaryota, Metazoa, Brachiopoda, Lingulata, Lingulida, Lingulidae. Gene Ontology annotation, molecular function: metal ion binding; death domain binding; protease binding.